CCAUUUCUGGCAGGUCGGGGUCAGUAGCUUUCGUCCAGUAGGAGGUUGGGAGUGUUGAAGUAGAGUGGCUAACAAAAAUGGCUGAUCAGCUAACGGAGGAGCAGAUUGCUGAAUUCAAGGAGGCCUUUUCUCUAUUUGACAAGGAUGGUGAUGGCACAAUCACCACCAAAGAACUAGGGACGGUCAUGCGUUCUCUGGGUCAGAACCCUACUGAGGCGGAGCUACAGGACAUGAUCAAUGAGGUGGAUGCUGAUGGAAAUGGAACAAUAGACUUCCCAGAGUUCCUUACCAUGAUGGCCAGGAAAAUGAAGGACACAGACAGUGAGGAGGAGAUCAGGGAAGCCUUCCGUGUCUUCGAUAAGGAUGGCAACGGCUACAUCAGUGCAGCUGAGCUGCGCCACGUCAUGACCAACCUAGGGGAGAAGCUGACGGAUGAGGAGGUGGAUGAGAUGAUCAGGGAAGCGGACAUAGACGGAGACGGCCAGGUCAACUAUGAAGAGUUCGUACAGAUGAUGACAGCGAAGUGAAGGCCUUGUACAGCAUCCGUGUAAAACUUUCCCUCUAAUUUCUGUUUCACAUCCCCUGUGCCCCCUGCUGUCCAAAGGAACUGCAUGUUUACCACUUUGGAUUUGCCUUCUCACCCCCCCCCCCCCCCCCUUAAUCUGUUGCCGUCAUUUCCGUGUAAUUGGAGGGGUGGUCGCAUGGCCCCCCGGAGUGGUUGUUUCUCUCGGAGCGUGACAGGCGCCUUACCCGGUCCCGCCCCCUCCAGCUUUGCAUCGCUGGGCGUCCCGGGGCUCCCAUUGAAGUAGAACAUCGCUCAGCAGCAAUGUUGGCAUGCAGCCUUUUCUCAGUGUGGAGGAAGCUCUCUGCAUGGACUAUGGACAGCGUCUCUCUAAAUGUGGAAACUCAGCAUUGCACUACUGCAGAACAGGGGGAGGGCUUUAAGAAACGGGUGUAUUGCCUCAUACAACUUAAUUUUGUAUGUGUUCUGUACUCAAGAUUCUCUGCUUUAAUGUUUUAGUCACUUUUUUUAAAUUGCUUAUGGCACAGACUUCCCUCAAAGAAUUCAUUCCAAGUUGUAUAUUUCUUUUCCAAUAAAGAGAGAAAAUGUACAAUUUACCCAAACUCAGAAGUAGUACUGUUUUGUAAUGUGGUUGUUUGGGCUGUCUAUUUUUAAAUAUCCGGUUUGCAGGACUUGUUGGAGCAUGUUAAGGGCUACCUUGGUGCCACAAGUACAAAUCACUUAUGUUCUGUAUCAUUAAAAAUAUUUGUAUAUCA
This is a messenger RNA of Brienomyrus brachyistius, 1278 nucleotides long. It is a transcript of the gene calm2b, whose product is annotated as calmodulin 2b, (phosphorylase kinase, delta). The transcript is spliced from 6 exons. The record is from RefSeq and is a predicted model, not a curated record. Gene Ontology annotation, molecular function: calcium ion binding; enzyme regulator activity. Bases 78 to 527 code for a protein of 149 amino acids. Lineage: Eukaryota; Metazoa; Chordata; Actinopteri; Osteoglossiformes; Mormyridae.